Syngnathoides biaculeatus (alligator pipefish) is the source of this 3373-nucleotide messenger RNA. RefSeq names its product LanC lantibiotic synthetase component C-like 2 (bacterial) (gene lancl2). NCBI's taxonomy places the organism in Eukaryota, Metazoa, Chordata, Actinopteri, Syngnathiformes, Syngnathidae. The transcript has 10 exons. Bases 70 to 1365 code for a protein of 431 amino acids. Gene Ontology annotation, cellular component: plasma membrane. The record is from RefSeq and is a predicted model, not a curated record. Gene Ontology annotation, biological process: carbohydrate metabolic process; peptide modification.
CAAACUUUAGAUGCGAGGGCUUCAUGGUGGCAGUAGAUUCCAUUCAAGGCAUUUAACACCGCCGUCGAGAUGGGAGACAACAUGUCAAAGCGUCUGAAGCUCAUUUCAGUGACCGAAGCGGAGAUGGAGGAGCGCUCCUUUACCAACCCGUACGCCGACUGGGACCAAGGCGGUCCCACGUCCAACUCUGGAGCAGAAGUGGAUUACAAUAACCCGUUUGACGAAGAAGGAAAGGUGAGCUCAGCAUUCCAAAGGAAGGUUCAAAGUAAGAUGAAAGAUCUGCUACAGCAGAUGGAAGAGGGCCUGAAGACUGCUGACCCCCACGACUUCUCUACUUACACUGGCUGGACAGGGAUUGCUUUAUUGUACGUGCAGCUGUAUCGCGGGUCCAAUGAAGUGGCACACCUGCAAAGGGCGCUGGACUACGUGAAGAGAUCAAUGAGGAUUCUGAAUGGCCGAAAAGUGACUUUCUUGUGUGGGGACGCCGGUCCACUGGCUGUGGGCGCAGUUGUCCACCAUAAGCUGGGCAACACAGCUGACAGCAACGACUGCCUUUCUAGGCUCCUGCAGCUGCAGCGAUCGGUGCUCAGUCCAGAUUCCGAGAUGCCGGACGAGCUGCUCUACGGGAGAGCCGGCUACCUGUAUGCUCUGCUGUACGUUAACAAAGAAAUCGGAGGGGACGCUGCGGAUGAAGCCACAGUUACAAAAGUAGCGACGGCCAUUAUAAAUUCUGGGAAGAAUCUGUCAGCAGAGCUUAAGAAGACGGACCGCUGCCCUCUGCUCUACGAGUGGCACAAGAAGCAGUACGUUGGCGCCGCCCAUGGCCUGGCUGGAAUCUUUUACUUGCUCAUGCAGCCGGGGGCAAGGGUCCAUCCAGACGUGCUGUCCGAGCUGGUUCGGCCCAGUAUCGACUACAUCCGCCACAAGAAAUUUCGUUCCGGUAACUUCCCGUCGUCGCUGACGAACGAAAGCGACCGACUGGUUCAUUGGUGCCACGGCGCGCCCGGCGUCGUCCACAUGCUCAUCAUGGCUUAUAAGGUGUUUAAAGAGGAGAAGUACCUGAAGGAAGCGGUCGAAUGCGGCGAGGUGAUCUGGCAGAGGGGUCUCCUCAGAAAGGGCUACGGCAUCUGCCACGGAACCGCCGGCAACGGCUACGCCUUCCUCUCCCUGUACAAGCUCACCCAGGAGAAGAAGUACUUAUACCGUGCCUGCAAGUUUGCCGAGUGGUGUUUGGACUACGGGACGCACGGCUGCCGCAUCCCCGAUAGACCCUACUCGCUUUUUGAAGGUAUGGCCGGGACCAUCCACUACCUGUCCGAAAUGGCCGCGCCCGAAGCGUCCCGUUUCCCUGCCUUUGAACAUUGAGCUGCUGCGGCGAAGAAGGGAAGAAACUUUCAUGCAGAUAUCAUCUUAUUUGCUUUCUGUAAUUUUAAAACGCCCCAAAGUAUUCGGAGCCUAUUUUUGGACCAAACUACAGAUAUGAAAAGCUGUUUCCAGUAUUUGGCCUCACAAGUAGAACAAUGCGGUGCACUCGUAGAAAUGUAUUACUCGUGAUAUUUUUUCCACUACUAGUGCAACUGGGAAACCUUCCUCGUAAACUACUGUGCUGCACUAGUUACACUACUAGGCCCAACUAUUAGGCAACCGCUAGUAGCCUACCUUGCCCUACAAGUGCACCAUUGUUGUUGUACUAGUACAAGAAAUGUCAUAUCUUGGUCAAAAUCAGAAGUAAAAAAAAUAUGGUGCGAUGUAGUCGUUCUACUAGUGCAGCUCAAUUGUUCUUCUAGUGUGCUAAAUUACCUUACUAGUGCAUGCGCCUGAAGCUGAAUAUCAAAGUUAUGGAAUUAAUGAUCACUUAUACAUCACUGUCACACACCCUUUAAAAAAUAGGGCCAAGAAACCUGUUUUAUGUAAUGUACAGGAUAAUGUUUGUAUUCACUUGCAUGCUCAAGUGGUUCUUUCAUGUCCUGUCAGUGAUGUUUUUUUUUUUUUUUCGUGUUUUCCAAGUUUUUUUUUCCCGUGUGUCAAAUCGGUGGAUGUUUUUGUGUUUAGUAAAAAGGAAAAACACACUCAUGCAUGUUUGAAGAUAACCCCAAAAUUAAAUAAUUAGCUGCCAAAAUGGUAGCAAAAUUGCACAAAUUGAGAAUCACAUUUAUAUACAUUGCGAUGUUAAUUAUCCAAAUUCCAAAGCAGUGUUUAUCCAACUUUUGACACCAGAUAAAAAAAAGUAUUUGGGUAUGCAAGUACACUAUAAUGGCCAUGAUUCAAUUAGACUGUACUGAUCAUGAGUUAGAUACAAAUGUUACCAAAAAUAAAUGGGGGUGGGGGGGGGGGGCUUGUAUGUACUGCUGCUAACACAAUAGUCGUUGAUCUCGACAGCAUUUGAAUGCACAUGAAUGCCUAAUUUUCAUAUUGUCCAAAAUGUCUUGUCCCUCACAGUUUUUGUCCCAAAUGUCUUAGUGUCCAGUUUGUGCACUCGGUGUGUGUUCUGAUUUGAUUAUAUUGUAUGAAUUUGGGUGAAAAGAACAUGUACCACUUGUUUUGAAGUGUAUUUUACAAAAAAAAAAAAAAAACACUGGCUCAGGUGUGCUUACUGUGGUUUAUAAUUUUUUUUUUUUUUUUUUUUGCAGUUUCAAAAGAACAAAUUAUGGACUUAAAUCACUGCCCUAUGGUACACCCAACUGAGGUGGUCUUUGUAUGGACUAGACUAAAAAGAGGAAAGGAUUCCAGGAUUAGAUUUUUUUUUCCACACAUUGUAAACGGAGGUCACAAAUGUGAGCUAAAAAAAAGUAUUUGCUAAAUUAAUGAAGCAUACUAUCCGACUAACAGUAUUUAGUAUAUUUAAAAAAUAUGGACUAAAGCCAUCAUGGUGGUAGCUGAGGUCAAGUCAAAUAUCAGUACAUUAUUCUUGGCUAAUGUUUUUGUAGUUAUUGUUAUAAGUCAACCCCUGCAUUGAAAAGAAACUGCAUUGACAAAUAUUAUCUCACUUUUUAUUACAUGGCGCGUUCCAAUGGCGUUAUACAUUGUGCAGUUGAGAGGCGGAGGGAAGAUGGUGGCAGCGGAUCCAACUUGACCCACUUUGGAUGAUGAAGAAAAUAAGUGAAUGCAGAAGAAUGUGUGCAUGUGGAUCUAGAUUUGAACUGCUGUGCCUGUUUUUGUUUUGUUUUUUUUAAGUCUUCUUUUUUUUUUUUCCCCAGGAUAACGCAGUGCCACUCCUCUCACAAAACGGUUGAGGUUCAAACAAACGGUGCACUUCCUCAUUUUUCUCCUCAAACGUUACUUCUUGUCGCCGUUGUGGAAAAUUUGUUCAUAGGACGGCGGCGGGUGGUUGCAGUAAGAUGGCGGCGGAGGGUAGGGGGCCAGCAUCAUGUGG